UCUAUGCAGCUAAAAUAAGUUUGAGAAAACUCUGGAGGAACAAACAUAAAUUUAUCAAACAUCCGAGUUAAAACAGAGAAAACUAAAACUACUGGUGUUCAUGUGAGUCUCUUUAGUUUAGUAGUCCUGUUAGGGAGCCUCCCAGGAAACCUGCACCCAUCAGACCAGGACCGGUUCUGGCACUUUCUGACAGGAAGUUGAGCAGCAGUAAGGUGUGUCUGCUCCUCACAGAGCCAUGGAGGAGGGUUUUGAGAGAGCAGCGGAGGAGGCCAAGGUCCUGAAGACCAAACCGGACUACGCAGAGAUGGCGGCUCUGUACGGACUGUACAAGCAGGCCACCGUAGGAGACGUCAACAUCGCUCGUCCCGGGAUGUUUGACUUCAAAGGCCAAGGAAAGUGGGACGCGUGGAACGCCAGGAAAGGUCUGUCUAAAGCUGAAGCCAUGAGAGAGUACGUGGAGCUGGUGGACAAGCUGAAGAACAAAAGCUGACGCUGGAGAAACCACAGAAAUGUUCAAGAGAAAUCAGAAGACUGGACCGGCUGCUACCUCUGAAUCUCAUCACUAAGGCCGGGGUCAGGGUCAGGGUCAGGGUCAGGGUCAGGGUCAGGG
Molecule: messenger RNA, 610 nt
Organism: Cheilinus undulatus (humphead wrasse)
Lineage: Eukaryota; Metazoa; Chordata; Actinopteri; Labriformes; Labridae
Product: acyl-CoA-binding protein-like
Exons: 4
Coding region: 236-490 (84 amino acids)
Biological process (GO): fatty acid metabolic process
Molecular function (GO): fatty-acyl-CoA binding
Source: RefSeq, a predicted model, not a curated record